AGUUUUCAAGAUUGAAGUCGGUAUUCAGAUUGUGGCUGUGUUGUGUCUGCGACUGUGACGUCCAAACAUUCUCCAAACACCCAGCAAACCAGAUUUAAUUCCUCUCUCUCUCUCUCUCCACGGGAUUUCUUCAGCCCCAUCUCCUCCCACUCCCUCCCUCUCGCUCUCUAGAUAUAUUCUCCCUGUCUCUCUCAUUUGCUGUCAUUCUCUUUUUCCCUCUCCUCCAGCCUAAACUUCCUCACUUCCAUAAACCAUUAUGAAUUUGCCUCAUUCAAGCACCAAGGCUUAAGGACUACGCAGAAUCACAAGUAAAGCUUCUACGUACUACCCUCCUCAAUUACGGUACGUCAACAGUUCAACCUCUCCUAAUUUUACCUUCCAACCUCAACUCGAAAUCUUGUCUCUCUUUAUCCCGUUAAUUGAUCUUCGAUGCUCAUACCCGCGAUCUGUAUGCUCGAACAUAGCGGAGCAAAAGUGCUAUAGGGUUUUUAUUUGCUGCUCUGUUUUGUGAAUUAGAUCACAUUUUACGACCCCAACUGUUUCUGAAGCUAAGGCCUUCUUUGCCGUUGUAAUUCGAAUACCCACAUGGUGAAAAUCCAAACCCAGUUCGUCGACUAGCGAGUUCUGAAUUAUGCUUUUUUGGAAACUAGGGUUUUGCGAUUUUUUAGGAGGAAAAUUGAAAGGUUUGGAAAAUUCUCUCAUUCCAAGCUGUUUCUCUAUGUGGAAAGGGUGUUUUUUGGAUUGAAGUAGCGCAAAACGGAAUACCCACAAGUUAGAUUUCGAUAUAUAUUCAGCUUGUGGUGUGGAGAUGCAGUCAGGGAUGAUGCUAAUGGAGGAAGGGAAGGACCUGACCGUUACCGCUAGAACAAACCAAUCUAGGGGUUUUCCACAGAGAUUGCUUCAAAUCCUUGUGGGGUUCUUUUUGUUGUGUGUUGUGUUUUCAGCCAUUAGUAUGUACAUGGUUCGGUAUUCGGGGUUUCAAAGUGCUGUGGCCACAGCAAGGCCAAGUUUCCAACUUUGCGUUGAGAAGCCCAGCAAUGGUUUAGAGCAAUGGAUUAGGCCUCCGUCCAAAUUGAUGCACAACAUGACAGACGAAGAGCUCUUUUGGAGGGCGACUUUUAUGCCCCGAAUGAAGAAUUAUCCGUUCGAUAGAGUUCCUAAGAUUGCAUUCAUGUUCUUGACAAAGGGACCAUUGCCUCUGGCACCUCUUUGGGAGAGGUUUUUCUACAGGCACGAGGGGCUGCAUUCGAUCUAUGUUCAUUCGCUGCCGUCGUUCCAAGAUCAAUUCCCUGCCUCGUCGGUUUUCUACCGGAGACAGGUACCAAGCCAGGUGUCAGAAUGGGGGAAGAUGAGUAUGUGUGAUGCUGAGAGAAGACUUCUCGCGAAUGCAUUGCUUGAUAUUUCCAAUGAAUGGUUUAUCCUUCUCUCCGAAUCAUGCAUUCCUCUCUACAACUUUAGUGUCAUCUACCACUACAUCAUGAAAUCCAAAUACAGCUUCAUGGGUGCAUUCGACGACCCCGGACCCUUCGGCAGAGGACGCUAUAACACCAACUUGGCACCCGAAGUCAACAUCACACAAUGGCGUAAAGGAUCACAAUGGUUCGAAGUCAACCGGAAACUUGCAGUUUACAUUGUGGAGGACACCAAAUUUUACCCCAAAUUCUCUGAUUUCUGUAAACCCUCAUGCUACGUGGACGAGCAUUAUUUCCCCACCAUGUUGACGAUUCAAGCGCCAAAUCUCGUGGCCAAUAGGAGCAUCACUUGGGUGGACUGGUCGAGAGGCGGGGCCCAUCCGGCUACCUUUGGGAGAGCCGAUAUCACGGAGGAGUUCUUGAAGAGGGUUCUCGAAGGUCAGAGCUGCUUCUAUAAUAACCAGCCGUCUUCUGUUUGCUUCCUUUUCGCACGGAAAUUUGCUCCUAGCGCCUUGGACCCUCUUCUGCUGGUGGCACCGAAGUAUUUGGGUUAUUGACGUUGGCAUUCAAUGGUUGCUCAAUUUUGUGACUCAUUAUAAGAUAUGUUGUGAACAAGGGCCACCCUUGACUCGGAAGAUUAACUAGCACUAAUCGUUGGGCAAAAUAUGGAGCGAAUUUGGAAAAGAAGUCUAUUGGAAGCCUUCGGUAUGUGCCUUUGAGUGUAUUUGGAAGAAAGAAGUCUAUCGGUAGCCUUCGGCUUGUGCCUUUGAGUGUCGAGUUAAUUUCUUCAAGUCUUGGAUGUUGGUAGUUGCUGAUCUUGUGAUACACGCAUGUUGAUUUUUUUUUUUUUUCUGUUUGUACACAGUUAGAUUCAGAAUUAUCACCCCAUGUCCAAGAACUUUUAGAUGUACAAAAUAAGAGUAAUUGAUACGUAAGUAGAAUUUAUAAUCGAACCUUUGAUUGGAAUUU
Molecule: messenger RNA, 2381 nt
Organism: Rhododendron vialii
Lineage: Eukaryota; Viridiplantae; Streptophyta; Magnoliopsida; Ericales; Ericaceae
Product: glycosyltransferase BC10
Exons: 2
Coding region: 809-1969 (386 amino acids)
Cellular component (GO): membrane
Molecular function (GO): glycosyltransferase activity
Source: RefSeq, a predicted model, not a curated record